UAUAGCUUACGCUCUCAGCAUGAAAAAGCAGCACUUUAUUUCCAGAGAGCCUUGAAACUAAAUCCUCGAUAUCUGGGAGCCUGGACACUUAUGGGACAUGAGUAUAUGGAAAUGAAGAACACAUCUGCAGCUAUUCAAGCUUAUAGACAUGCAAUAGAGGUGAACAAAAGGGACUACAGAGCAUGGUAUGGCUUGGGGCAAACCUAUGAAAUCCUCAAAAUGCCGUUUUACUGUCUCUAUUACUACCGACGGGCCCACCAGCUCAGACCCAAUGAUUCCCGUAUGCUAGUUGCUCUAGGAGAAUGCUAUGAGAAACUCAACCAGUUGGUGGAAGCCAAAAAG
Molecule: messenger RNA, 342 nt
Organism: Tinamus guttatus (white-throated tinamou)
Lineage: Eukaryota; Metazoa; Chordata; Aves; Tinamiformes; Tinamidae
Source: RefSeq, a predicted model, not a curated record